Messenger RNA from Alternaria atra, 669 nucleotides. RefSeq lists its product as uncharacterized. The record is from RefSeq and is a predicted model, not a curated record. NCBI's taxonomy places the organism in Eukaryota, Fungi, Ascomycota, Dothideomycetes, Pleosporales, Pleosporaceae. The coding region runs from base 1 to 669 and encodes 222 amino acids. The transcript has 5 exons.
AUGACCACAAAGACUGAAAUUACUCUCUACACAGCGGCAACUCCAAAUGGGAUCAAGGUCCCAAUUCUGCUUGCGGAGCUUGGACUGGAGUACAAGUUGCACCACAUGAAACUGAGAGAGAAUGAACAGAAGGAGCCGUGGUACCUUGACAACAUUAACCCGAAUGGCCGGAUUCCGGCCAUUACGGAUUCGUACGAUGGAAAGCAGAUCCGUGUCUUUGAGAGCGGAGCCGUUAUGGAGUACCUCAUUGACCGCUACGACAAAGACCACAAAGUGUCGUAUCCGAGGAAUUCGCUCGAACAUUGGGAGACAAUAAGCUGGCUCAUGUGGCAGGUGGGUGGCUUGGGGCCCAUGCAAGGACAGCUGGAGCAUUUCAGAAGAUAUGCAGCGGAGAAGAUUGAGUACCCCAUCAACCGCUACGAUGCUGAGACCCGUCGCCUCUACCGCACGAUGGAUACGCACCUAGCCAAGUCUCCUCAUGGAUAUCUGGUUGGUGACCGACUCACCAUCGCCGAUAUUGCCUGCUGGGGUUGGGUUUCGUCUCAUAGCUCGGAUGGCGUCGGCCUUGAGGAGUUCCCUCACCUGGAAAAGUGGCUGCUCAAGCUUCUAAAACGUCCUGGCUUUGAGAAAGGGCGCCAUAUACCGCAGCGUCAUACAGCCUUUGAUUAG